GCCAAGAGCAUCCCAGUGCAGACCUUUGAGGUGAAGCUGGAUGUCACCCUGGGGGAUCUGACGAAGAUCGGGAAGUCGCAGAAGUACACGCUGAGUGUGGAUGUGGAGGGAGGGAAGCUGGUGGUUCUGAAGAAGCAGAAAGACUCCCAGGAGGACUGGAAUACAUUCACCCAUGACAAGAUCCGGCAGCUGAUCAAGUCUCAGCGGGUGCAGAACAAACUGGGCAUCGUUUUUGAGAAGGAAAAGGAUAGAACACAACGGAAAGACUUUGUUUUCAUCAGUGCUCGGAAGCGGGAGGCUUUCUGUCAGCUCCUGCAGCUGAUGAAGAACAAGCAUUCCCACCAGGAUGAGCCUGACAUGAUCUCCAUCUUCAUUGGCACCUGGAACAUGGGCAGCGUUCCUCCCCCCAAGAACAUCACAUCGUGGUUCACCUCCAAGGGGUUGGGCAAGACUCUGGAUGAGGUGACGAUGGCCAUCCCCCAUGACAUCUACGUCUUUGGCACCCAGGAGAAUUCCCUGGGAGACAAGGAGUGGGUGGACUUCCUGCGCUCCGUCCUCAAGGACUUCACGGAGAUUGAGUACCGCCCGGUGGCCAUGCAGUCCCUGUGGAACAUCAAGGUGGUGGUGUUGGUGAAGCCAGAGCAUGAGAACCGCAUCAGUCACGUCAGCACCUCCAGCGUCAAGACAGGGAUUGCCAACACCCUGGGGAACAAGGGUGCUGUGGGUGUCUCCUUCAUGUUCAAUGGCACCUCCUUUGGCUUUGUCAACUGCCACCUCACCUCCGGCAAUGAGAAGACGGCACGGAGGAACCAGAACUACCUGGACAUCCUGCGCCUGCUUUCUCUGGGGGACAAGCAGCUGAGCUCCUUUGACAUCUCCCUCCGCUUCACCCACCUCUUCUGGUUCGGAGACCUCAAUUACCGCCUGGACAUGGAUAUCCAGGAGAUCCUCAACUACAUCAGCCGCAAGGAGCUGGAGCCACUGCUGAAGGUAGAUCAGCUCAACCUGGAGAAGGAGAAGCACAAAGUGUUCCUGCGCUUUGGUGAGGAGGAGAUCACCUUCCCCCCCACCUACCGCUAUGAGCGAGGCUCCCGAGACACCUACGUCUGGCACAAGCAGAAGCCCACGGGGGUGCGUACCAACGUGCCAUCCUGGUGUGACCGCAUCCUCUGGAAAUCCUACCCCGAGACUCAUGUCAACUGCAACGCUUAUGGAUGCACGGAUGACAUAGUCACCAGUGAUCACUCGCCCGUCUUCGGCUCCUUCGAGGUGGGGGUGACAUCCCAGUUCGUCUCCAAAAAAGGGCUUUCCAAGUCCUCAGAGCAGGCGUACAUCGAGUUCGAGAGCAUCGAGGCCAUUGUGAAGACAUCCAGUCGCACCAAAUUCUUCAUCGAGUUCUAUUCCACCUGCCUGGAAGAGUUCAAGAAGAGCUUUGAGAAUGACAGCCAGAGCAGUGACAAUAUCAACUUCCUCAAGGUGCAGUGGUCAUCCCGGCAGCUGCCCACGCUGAAGCCCAUCCUCUCUGAGAUCGAGUACCUGCAGGACCAGCACCUCCUGCUCACUGUCAAAUCCCUCGACGGCUACGAGUCCUAUGGGGAGUGUGUCAUUGCCCUGAAGUCGAUGAUUGGCAGCACAGCACAGCAGUUCCUCACCUACCUGUCCCACCGCGGCGAGGAGACCGGCAACAUCCGUGGCUCCAUGAAGGUCCGGGUGCCUGCUGAGCGCCUGNUCACCCGUGAGAGGCUCUAUGAGUGGAUCAGCAUCGAUAAGGAUGAGACGGCGGCUGGCAAAGGGAAGGUGCCGCUGACUGCCAGGGCCACCCAGGACCAUACCAAGUAUGGG
This is a messenger RNA of Acanthisitta chloris (rifleman), 1842 nucleotides long. It is a transcript of the gene INPPL1, whose product is annotated as inositol polyphosphate phosphatase-like 1. The annotation marks the transcript as partial. The transcript has 18 exons. Gene Ontology annotation, biological process: phosphatidylinositol dephosphorylation. The record is from RefSeq and is a predicted model, not a curated record. Gene Ontology annotation, molecular function: phosphatase activity. NCBI's taxonomy places the organism in Eukaryota, Metazoa, Chordata, Aves, Passeriformes, Acanthisittidae.